AUGGCUCCUCUAGGUGCCGCCAACUUUUGUCCGGAUGACACUCCGCUGGAUAUAGUACUCUAUUCUGGGAGAUGGUACAAGCAUCGACAUCUUGUAAUACUCAACUUGAUGCUGGUCAUUCCACUGGUAACAUCGUAUGCUAAUGGCUAUGAUGGAUCCAUGAUGAACGGUCUCCAGUCGGUCGAUGGCUGGAAAGAAUAUUUUGGUCAUCCCACGCCCAAAGAGCUAGGCCUCUUCAACGCCAUCCAGUCUAUCGGUUCCCUGGCCGCAAUACCUCCGGCGCCAUUCCUAUCAGACAGAUUUGGUCGUCGAGCGGGUAUUUUCGUGGGAUCAUCGAUUACAUUGGGCGGUGCUAUUACCCAGACUUUGACGACAAAUCUGCAUACAUUUGUCGCAGCAAGGUUUAUGAUUGGAUUUGGCACGACCCUUGCGAUGAUGGCUUCCAUUGCUCAUUUCGGAGCUUGCAUACCCAACACACCGUGCACCGCUCACGGCGUUGUACAACUCGCUAUGGUUUUCCGCGUAAAUGUCAUCUUUUCGCCUAUCCGACAUUCGCCCGCAUUUCGUCAUGCUCCGCAUAUACGCGAUCUCGCGGGUGGUGUUGGCUGGUCGACGUUUGGCACCUUUCGAAUCCCCAACGAAUGGUCGUGGCGUAUUCCAUCGGCCCUCCAAGGGGUUUCGAGCGUGCUCCAGUUGGCGUUUGUAUGGUUCAUCCCGGACAGCCCGCGUUGGUUGGUUUCUGUGGGACGAGACCAAGAAGCCCGAGAGGUGCUGACGAAAUGGCACGCGGGGGGUGAAGAGAACAACGGGCUUGUGAAGUUUGAAUACCAAGAAAUCAAGAACGCGCUUGCUGCCGAGUCACAGAGAGGUUCUGCAUGGAUCGAUCUCUUCCGCACGCGGAAAUCGCCGACGCAUGCGGAUUAUCCUCGCCAUUGCGUUGUUCUCGCAAUGGAGCGGGAGCGGGUUGAUCAGUAUUACCUCGAAAGGGUGAGCCUGAGUUCGCGUUGCCAAGGUGCUGAGCGGGAUUCGCAUCGAGAGUUCAAGAGAUCAGACGCUGAUCAAUGGGUGCCUUGCGAUUUGGAAUUUGAUGUGGGCGGCAGGGGCGCGAUGUUUGUUGACCGACUCGGACGGAGAAAGUUAUUCUUGACGAGCAAUGUCGGCAUGUUGGUUGGCUUCUCGAUCCUGACGACCUGCGCUGCUAUCUUUGAAAAGUCACGGGUCGAGAGAGCCGGACACGGUGUGAUUGCGUCGUUAUUUUUAUUCCAGGCCGCGUAUGCGAUUGGGUAUACACCGCUGCUGGUGUCGUAUACGGUCGAGAUUCUUCCGUUCUUCUUGCGCGCAAAAGGGUUGGCGGUGAUGUACUUGUUUGUGAAUGCCGCGUUGAUAUUCAACCAAUAUACGAACCCGAUCGCACUUGAUGCCCUGAAAUGGAAAUAUUAUUUGAUCUACACGGUGUGGCUCGUGUUUGAACUUGUGUUCAUCUACCUGUUUGCGGUCGAGACGCGGAACCGAUCGUUGGAAGAGACAGCGGCGCUAUUCGACGGGGACGCGGCACUGCCGGAUAUGGCGAUGGACACUCGGACUGAGAGCUUCAUGGCGGAGCACGUGAGUCGAGAGUCGAGUCGAAUAAGCUCGGUGCCUGAGAGCGGAGACAAGCCGAGGGUGUUCGACGGACGAGAGGGGUUCCAGCUUUAUGAUCUCGGGAGCAAGGCGAUGCAUUCGUAUGCGAGUUCGAAUCGGUAUCGAGGCGGAAGGAUGGUGGUUGCACUUGGACGGAUGGGUUCACCUAACCGCGAACUAUCACCGAUGAGUGCUGGGAGUACGAGCCGAGAACGAGUGUCGAGCCCCGACGAAGAGGCGCAUGACCCGCUGCUGGGACGGUCCGAGUCGCCAGUGCAGAGCCACCGACGCAAGCACCGCCGCCGACGUUCGCGCUGGACAGGAAUCGCCUAUGACACGGGCUACUACCUCGUCCGACAGCCCUGGUUCCCCACGCGCCCUCUCUCCAUCUCCAUCUCCCUCUGUCUGCUCGCAGCCCUCGUCACUUGCCUUGUCUUUGCCAUCAUAUACCUCGUCAACUCGUUCAAGUCGGCGCUGUCAUGGCGUCGCUACUGCUCGACACUGCACCCUUUCCUCCUGCCAACUACUCCACGCUCCCGCCCGUCGCGGCUACGAGCGCAGAUGAUGAUCCGCGAGAGCUAUGCCGCCCACCCUGCCAGUCGCAUCCCCGGCACCGAGCGCACCGUCGUCCGCUUUGUCAUGGGCCGUCCCACCGGCGCUGACAUCCAGGCCGUCCAGAUCGAAAACGACAUCUACAACGACAUGGUCAUUCUCCCCAUCAAAGAAAACAUGAACGAUGGCAAGUCCUUUGCUUAUUUCGAAUGGGCCUACCACAACGCCCUCGUUCCCCCUCCCGCCGGUCUCCCCGAGCUCAACAACCGCACUGUCGUUCUUGCCCCGCACGACCCCACCACCACUAACCGCGGCUGGGUCCAGCCCGACUAUGUCCUCAAGGUUGAUGACGACUCGUUUGUCAUGCUUGGCGAGAUCGAGGCUAGGCUGCGAGUCACACCGCGCAAUGUCGUCAAGAAGCGCUUCAUGGGUGGGGAAUCCUAUGCACUCUCUUUCGACCUUGUUCAGUACAUAGCAACCUCUCCCGUCGUCCGUGCCCAAACCAAAGGCGAAGAAGACCAGGUCACUGCACGAUGGAUGAAAUCCCACCCGCGCGCCAACAUAUCGUCUGGUGGUCCGAACGCUGUUGGAUAUACGACCACCCCAAAGCGGCACCGUCUACUCCCGCGGCUUCCUCUUUCCUUCCGAAGUCGAGAGGGUCAGAGCCAUCGAGACAGGCGCGGCCAGGGCGAGGACGAUGGGGAUAUCGUGGAUGUUCGGUGGAGCAGCGUCGCCACCUAUCGUUAUCGCUAUACCUACAAGACUGCCACCCACUGGCCUACCCGCUACACCCCUCCGCGGGACAACUUGACCCUCGCCCAAGCCAUGGAGGCCCUCGUCGAGGACCCCCAAGAGGUCUACGAGAACCGGGAGACCUGGGAGGAAAAAUUCAGAGGGAACAAGGUCGGGGGAAGUGUCGUGGUUCAUUAUGUCAAGAGCCGCGAGUGGUGGCUCGAGAUGUGGGCGAAGCGAUUCGCUUUGCCGUUACUGUUAUUUCUGGGCGCAUCAGCCCAGAAACCCAACGUCAAAACGACCCGAUUCGAGAAUUUACCCAAGAACAUGUUUUAUUUCGAGGAUGCGUCUGCUGUACUCUAUCACGAUUCUGCGCAAGCGAAUGUAUACCUCUCAGAGGACGAAGGGAAGAAUUGGAGCAAGGUCAAGGGUGUACCGGACGGCCAUGCGCUCGUGCUCGUUCAGCAUCCGUUCAAUAACCGAAUGGCUUUUAUUCUAGGCGACAAGGUCACGCAUUGGCGCACGAUGGAUCGAGGUCGGAUGUGGCAGUCGUUUGAGAUGCCUCAUCCGAUCGCGUUUGUUCCUGCUCCCCUUAGCUUUCAUUCGGACGAGAAGAAUUCGGAAUGGAUUAUGAUGCAGGUAUGCACACACACGAACGACUCUAAUGUCUUGCACUCACUCGCACUCGCACCCACACUUGCACUCACACUUGCACUCACACUCGCACCCAAGGUCCGCGAAUGCAAAAAAUCAGCCUGGGGAUGGUCCGAAACGUGCUUUGGCUCGACAUACUACACCCUCGACGCAUUCUCGUCCGGAGCCAAACUCCUCACGCGCAACUCGUUCAAAUGCAUCUUUGCCCACUCGUCCAGCAUCCGCACUAUCUCGAGCGGGAGCCACAAAAAGAUCGGGUUCGCGCCCAAGCGUCCGCCGAGCCAGGUGUUUUGCGUUGCGUUUGACAAGAAUGCCGCGGAUGGGAGCACGAAUGCGCGUUCCAGUCGGUUGUUUACGAGUUCGGACUGGUUUGACAAGGGGUGUGACCGCGAUCGGGAUCAUGUCCAAGUUCAUGGUCGCCGCGCUCCGGACCCGAGCGGUAAAUCGCACGAGCUCCAACUGCAGGUCACGCUCGACGGGCAUACAUGGCACAAGGCCCAGUUCCCGCACGCCUCGUCCUCCAAGCUGCUCGAAAACGCAUACACCAUCGUCGAGUCCACGUCGCACAGUCUUGCCGUCGACGUCUUGUUGCACUCGGACGCGGCCGUCGGGACGUUGUUCGUGAGCAACUCGAACGGCACGUUUUUCGUCGAGAGCUUGGUCGAUACGAAUCGUAACCGGGCUGGGUUUGUGGAUUUUGAGGAUUUGGUGGGUGUCGAGGGUGUUGGGAUCGCUAAUUAUGUCAAGAAUGCGCCUGCGGUCGAGGGGCACAAGGCUGCCAAGCAGGUUAGGAGCGUUAUUACUUUUGAUGAUGGCCGAACUUGGGACCCACUCGAUCCCCCUGAUGAUUCGGACUGCCGGUCGGGUUCGCGCGAAACGUGCGCCCUGCAUUUGUAUUCGGUCUCGACCCCGCAUAAUAUCGGCAAGGUGUUUUCGUCCCCCGCGCCUGGGCUCGUGCUCGGUGUUGGUUCCGUGGGGACGCACCUCCGGCCGUACGAAGAGUGCGACACGUACAUGUCUCGGGACGCUGGUCUCACGUGGAAGCGUGUUCAAAAGGGCGCGCAUAUGUAUGAAGUCGGCGAUCAGGGCGCGGUCACGGUUCUCGUGGACGAUGAAGAGUAUACUAAGCAAGUCAAGUACAGUUGGGACGAGGGAAACACAUGGCAGACGGUCGACCUUGGGGUAGAGAUUCGCGCGCGAGUCUUGACGACCGUGCCUGACUCGACGUCGCUCACUUUUAUCUUGCUGGGCUCGCUCUCGCGCGAGGACGCCAAGGGCCCGGUGGACGCUAUUGGUAUGCGCGCACUCAAGGGCAAGGAAUGCCUGAUGGGGCACAAGCAAUGGUACAAGAGGCGAAAGGAAAACGCAAAAUGUUACGUCGGAGACAAGUUCAACGAGGCUCCGGAGCACGAGGAAAACUGCCCCUGUGAAGAUGAAGAUUAUGAAUGCCCCAUCGUCAGCGACUAUAACUAUAUCCGCCAGAACAACCAGUGUGUGGCUGCCGGCCCUGAGCCAAUCCCUGUAGACGUUUGCAAGUCUAACAGUCGAGGUGAAAAGUAUUUGGGGUCAUCUGGAUAUCGACUCAUUCCCGGUAAUACCUGCGACCGAGACAAGGGAAUCAAGAAGGACGAGAAAAUACAGAAAGAUUGUUCCGAGGCUCAGAAACCUCCUGGCGAAGUAUCGCACCAAGUCAAGUUCUUCAAACGCCCGAUCGUCGGAAACUGGCAUUUCCAGAAGGCAGGAACGAUUCUAGUCCAGUUGGACGACGGAACGGUACAUCAGUCUUCAAACGAGGGCUAUUCGUGGACUCAACUCGUCAAUGGCGAAUACAUUAUUGCCGUGUAUAUGCACCUAUAUGCGGAUGACCGAGCUUAUCUGAUUACCAACAAGGACAAACUGUAUUACACAACUGACACAGCGCAACAAUGGCUGGCCCUUGACCUGCCGGCACCGCCCAACCAGUUCGGGCUUGGUCUUUUAUCGUUCCACCCAUUGCAGUCCGAUUGGCUCAUCUAUACUGGACAGACCGAUUGCGGCAGCGACAAGACCAAUUGCCAUGUGGAGGCGUACUACACUCUCAAUCAUGGGCGUACUUGGACAUCAAUCGAGAAAUACGUCAAGACUUGCACAUGGGCCCGCACCGCCAACCUUCGAAUCGAUCAGCAUUUGAUCCUUUGCGAAAGCUAUCGCGACAAAAAGGGCAAUCAAUUGUCCUUUGCGAACAAUCCCUUGGAGUUUAUCGAGGGUAGUGAAUAUUUCAAAAACAAGCGCAAGAUGUUUGAUAAUGUUGUUGGGUUUGCCAAGUUUUCAGAGUAUUUGCUCGUUGCAGAGGUCAAGGGGCAAUCCAACGCGUUGGAUCUCCAGGUUUCGCUCGACGGACGCAGUUUUGCGAUGGGAAAAUUCCCCCCUGGGAUGUCGGUGGACAACCAUGCAUACACGGUACUGGAGUCGAGCACCGACUCUGUCUUUUUGCACGUUACCAUGUCCGACAAACGCGGUGCUGAAUGGGGCAACGUUCUCAAAUCCAACUCGAACGGCACAUACUAUGGCCUCUCGCUCGAAGCUGUGAACCGAAAUGCACAAGGAUAUGUCGACUUUGAAAAGCUGGUUGGCUUGGAUGGGAUUGCAGUCAUGAAUAUUGUUGCGAAUACGAAAGAAGUAGAACACACAGGAAAGAAGAAGCUCCAGACUCGUAUAUCUCACAACGACGGCGGAACUUGGAAGAAACUCGUACCACCCCCCAAAGAUUCUUUGGGUCAAAACUACGAAUGCUCAGGGACUAAUUGUGCACUGCAUAUUCACGGCUAUACUGAGCGAUAUGAUGCUCGCGCCAAGUAUAGCAGUCCAUCAGCUAUUGGCCUCAUGAUGGGGGUUGGGAGCGUGAGCGAACACCUUGCUCCAUACAAGGACAGCGAUACGUUCCUCAGCCGGGACGGAGGAUUCACAUGGGAGGAAGUUCACAAGGACGCACAUCUAUUUUCGUUUGGUGACUCUGGUUCGGUCAUUGUUAUUGUCAACGACGAAGAGCCGACCGACCACGUGCUAUAUACUACCAAUGAGGGGACCAGCUGGCGCGAGUACAAAUUCUCGGAUGAGAGGUUACGAAUUCGAUCGAUUGUAACCAAACCGACAGAAACAAGCCGAAAGUUUGUUUUGCUGGGCCACAAGUCUGCCGACCGGGACACCUGGGUCGCGAUUCAACUCGACUUUUCGGCUAUUACAUCACGGCAGUGCUUGCUUAACCCGGACGAUCCAAACAAAGAUGAUUUCGAAUUGUGGAGUCCAAGCGAGGAGCGCGAGGAGCGUUGUCUCUUUGGCAGACAGGUUCAAUAUCAUAGACGAUUGCGGGAUCGUGAUUGUUAUGUCGGUGACCAACCCAAGAUUGAGCAGCGCAUUGUAAAGAAUUGUGCAUGUAUGAAGUUUGAUUUUGAAUGCGAGUUCAACUAUGUCCGCAAUAGCGCGGGUGAUUGUGUGCUGACUCCUGGGGCCGAGCCUCUGCCGAACGAUGAUACUUGCCCAGGUGAUGCAUCAGUAUGGUACGAACGAACCGCGUACCGCAAAAUCCCACACUCUAGUUGCGAAGGGGGUGAUCGUAAAGAUCGUGGGCCAGAACAUCCAUGCCCAGGUAUUGGCUCCCACGGAUACCUUUUCUGGGGAUUCGUCGUCAUGAUACCCAUCAUAUUCGCUGGCCUCGUAGGUCUACAUUUUAAGAAGCACGGAUUUGCUACUGGCGCAAUCCGGCUUCCCGAUAAUACCGGUCGGCAGUCGUGGGAUGAUGGGGGGAUUGUCUCCACCCUGGCGUCCAUCCCUGUUGCAAUUGUUGCAGUCUCGCGCGGGGUAUGGGCACGUGUCUCGACUCUCUUGCCUGGCCGAAGAGGCCCACGGUAUCCUACAAGAGGUGGAUAUCGAACUGUGGCCGUGGAUGAAGAUGCACAAGUUCUCAGAUUUGAGGACGAUGAUUGA
This is a messenger RNA of Rhizoctonia solani, 7521 nucleotides long. RefSeq names its product vacuolar protein sorting-associated protein. Lineage: Eukaryota; Fungi; Basidiomycota; Agaricomycetes; Cantharellales; Ceratobasidiaceae. The coding region runs from base 1 to 7521 and encodes 2506 amino acids. The record is from RefSeq and is a predicted model, not a curated record. Gene Ontology annotation, molecular function: protein binding; transmembrane transporter activity. Gene Ontology annotation, cellular component: Golgi apparatus; membrane. Gene Ontology annotation, biological process: Golgi to endosome transport; transmembrane transport; Golgi to vacuole transport. The transcript has 43 exons.